Messenger RNA from Gadus morhua (Atlantic cod), 2152 nucleotides. RefSeq names its product neoverrucotoxin subunit alpha-like. The coding region runs from base 9 to 2108 and encodes 699 amino acids. Lineage: Eukaryota; Metazoa; Chordata; Actinopteri; Gadiformes; Gadidae. The transcript is spliced from 2 exons. The record is from RefSeq and is a predicted model, not a curated record. Gene Ontology annotation, molecular function: protein binding.
GUUUUCAGAUGGCUGGGGAGAGUGGUAAGACCGUAGUGCUGGCAGCACUGGGCCGGCCCUUCAGUCUGGGGAUGCUCUACGACUGUCGCAACGACUCACUGAUCCCUGCUCUGACACUUUGGGACCAGGAAGCCUUAGAGAAAGAAGCAGAUGAAAGACCCCAACCCAACAGUGAUUUUGAGAUAGUUGCAUCCGACUCAAUCGAUUCCAAAACUACUGCAUUGAAUGUUAAUGCUUCAUUGAAAGCCAGUUUUAUGUCUGGAAUGGUUGAUGUUGAAGGCUCUGCCAAAUAUCUCUCCAAUUCCAAGACUUCCACAAAGCAUGCUCGAGUAACACUUAAAUAUAGUGCCACCACCAAGUUCCAACAGCUUUCAAUGAAUCUGAUUGGUCCAGGAAAUAUGAAGUAUACAGAUGUGUUGACGUCUGGACAAGCAACACACGUAGUGACAGGAAUUCUUUAUGGGGCACAAGCCUUCUUUGUUUUUGACCAAGAGGUGUCAGAAAAUGAACAUGUGCAAGACAUCGAGGGCAAUCUAAAGGUGAAGAUCAAUAACAUACCCGGCAUAACGAUAGACGGUGAAGGUUCUCUGAAAAUGGAAGGCAAGGAAAUUUCAGAUGUUGACAAGUUCUCCUGCAAGUUCCAUGGGGACUUUUUCCUUGAGAAAAACCCUGUUACUUUUAAGGCGGCAGUAGAAGUCUGUCAAAUUCUGCCUACGCUGUUGGGAUCCAAUGGAGAGAACGCAGUGCCUCAGAAGGUCUGGUUAUUGCCACUGAAGUCUCUAGAUGCUGGUGCUGCUGGACUGGUUCGACAAAUAAGCGAAAAAUUUAUCAAUGAUGCUACGAAUGCCCUGGAGGACCUCAGCGAGCUGGAAAGGAGAUGCAACGAUGCAGUGCGAUGCACAACAAUCCAGCAAUUCCCACAGAUUAAAAAAAAGGUGAAAACUUUCAAAGAACUUGUUUCUCAGUAUAAACUAGAAUUCAUGAAUAUAAUGGCAAAGAAACUCCCAUUGAUCCGAAGCGGAAAAGAGAAGGAAUAUGCUUUCGCAAGGAUCCUGGAAAAAGUACAUUCCUCUCCCUUCAAAAAUGAUGAACUGAAUGAGUGGAUGGAUUGCAAAGAGACAGAAACCAAAAUCAUCAGCUCUCUGAUUGACAAUACGCCCAACAUGACUAUUGUCAGCAGUCGGAGCACUCUGCAACUGGAGAUCAACAAUGCAGAUAUCACAUAUGCUGUGUGCUUUGUCUUUACCUCCCUGGAAGGCCAAGAGCCUUACCUUUCAGCUCUGUCAAAAUACUUGGAAGCAACCCAACCAGACAGCGUGCAGUGUGCUGAUGAUUUUGGGGAAAAGGAACCAUGGUUCUUCUCACCUGUAGCCUACAGGAAAAUAAAGCUCUUCAAAGAUUUUGCUAUGGCCAACAAGGAGAACAAAAGCAUCAGGUUUCUAGCAACUGCAAUAAGUGAUAAUGAGAAGAAAGGUGCAACUCUCCACCUCUACAAGGAUGGCUCCUUAGUCACCGACAACUUUGAACCCCCUUUGGAGCCAGAGAUGACCACUGAUGAAAUCACCCAUAACAGUGUAACACUGAAAUUUCCUCCACCUCAGACGAAGGACACCGACUACGUUGUUGAGUUCUGUGUCCAUGGAAACGAUGUUUGGCAUCAAGAAAUGGAGAGCAAGGAUGGAAAAUUCGAAGUGACCGGCUUACAGAUGAAUGAAGAGUAUCAGUUCAGGGGUAGAGCCAAAUGCGCAGUCGGCUUAAGUCCGGCCUGUGAAGCUUUAAUUAAAACCUUACCAUGCGGUCCACCAGAAAACCUACAUGUGGAAUGUGAAUCUACAGAGUUAACAGUCAGCUGGGAUAAAACAACUGAGCUUGGAAGUGGAGUGGAGAUCGUGCAAUACAUCUUAGAAUAUGUUUGCACAGAAAGAGAAGGUAAUAAUGAAGAGCGCAAACUCACAUUACCAGCCACCGAGCCACAAUUGACACAAGUCAUUGAAGAUUUGAAGGGUUCGAAGGAAUACACUGUCCGGGUCAAAAGUGACUGUGGAGUAGCUGGCCUUGGCAAAGAUAAAUCUGUCUCUGUAUGGACCAGGGCCGUCGAUAAGGGGUGAAAGGUGAUGACGAUUCUAGGGGCCCAAAGCCCAGGGGGGGCCCA